Messenger RNA from Eruca vesicaria subsp. sativa (arugula), 971 nucleotides. Lineage: Eukaryota; Viridiplantae; Streptophyta; Magnoliopsida; Brassicales; Brassicaceae. The record is from the annotation of a GenBank genome assembly.
CAACUCCAAAACCAUGGACAUGAAUCCCAACACUACACUCCCUCCAGGAUUUAGAUUUCAUCCUACCGACGAAGAACUCAUCGUUUACUAUCUCAAAAACCAAACCAUGUCCAGACCAUGCCCUGUCUCGAUCAUACCAGAAGUUGAUAUCUACAAGUUCGACCCAUGGCAAUUACCCGAAAAAACAGAGUUUGGAGAAAAUGAAUGGUAUUUCUUCAGCCCAAGAGACCGAAAGUAUCCAAACGGAGUCCGACCAAACCGGGCAGCUGUUUCCGGUUAUUGGAAAGCGACCGGUACAGACAAAGCCAUUUACAGUGGUUCUAGUAACGUAGGUGUCAAGAAAGCUCUCGUCUUCUACAAAGGUCGACCUCCCAAGGGGAUCAAAACUGAUUGGAUCAUGCACGAGUACCGUCUCAUCGAUUCACGUAAAGCAUCAACCAAACGUAACGGUUCCAUGAGGUUGGAUGAAUGGGUUCUAUGUAGGAUAUACAAGAAGAGAUUAGGAGCAGGGAAGCUUCUAGAUGAGAAAGAGGGUUACAUGGAUGAAGUACAAAUCGAUGAGACGUUAACAGUUGCUACGAACGAAGUAGAGAGAAGAAAUGAGGAAGAGAUAAUGAUGAUGACGUCGACGAAGCUUCCUAGAACGUGUUCACUUGCUCAUUUGCUAGAAAUGGAUUACAUGGGACCCAUCUCCCACAUUUUAACGCCGUUCGAUCUUCAUAUUCCUGAUCCGAACAUGGUGAACGAGUCUGGUUGGUUCGGAGAUCUACAGAUAAACCAAGACGAGUUAUUGAACCAUCAUCGACCGGCUAGUACUAUGUUUCAGUUUUAGUGAUGGAUUGUUAUAAAGAAAAUUGUAAAAUAGUAACUAGUAAAGAACCAAAUGUGAUUCUUUAUAUUUUCUCGCAUAUGAAUGUGAACCGAAAAAAGAUAUGUUUAAUUAAUAUAAAGCUGUUUCAGCAUGUUCAAAC